Molecule: messenger RNA, 1986 nt
Organism: Dromaius novaehollandiae (emu)
Lineage: Eukaryota; Metazoa; Chordata; Aves; Casuariiformes; Dromaiidae
Product: visual system homeobox 1
Exons: 5
Coding region: 1-1032 (343 amino acids)
Biological process (GO): regulation of transcription by RNA polymerase II; neuron development
Cellular component (GO): nucleus
Molecular function (GO): DNA-binding transcription factor activity, RNA polymerase II-specific; transcription cis-regulatory region binding
Source: RefSeq, a predicted model, not a curated record
AUGCCGGGCCGGGCGGAGCCGUCGGGGGGCCGCGCGGCGGCGGUGCCCGUCCCGGUCCCAGUGCCAGUGCCGGUGCGCAGCGCCCUCCCCGAGCGCGCGGCGCGGCCGGGCGGCGCGGGGCUGCGGGCCAAGGGCUUCGCCAUCACCGACCUGCUGGGUCUGGAGGCCGAGUUGCAGCCUCCCCACGGCCCCGCUGGCCCCGGCCCCGCCGCCGCCGUCGCCGCCGGCUACGAGGGCGGCGCGGCGCUGGGGCUGGGGCUGGGGCUGCUGUGCGGCUUGGCGGCACCCGGCGGGCCGUGCCUGCUGCCCGCGCCGCUGCCGCUGCUGCCCGCCCGCGGCCCGCCGCCGCCCGCGGCCCGCCGCCGCAGGGAGCACCUCUCCGAUGAGGACAGCCUGUCCGGGGACACGAGCGAGCUGAAGACAUCAACCUCACAGAUCAAGAGGAAGAAACGGCGGCACAGGACAGUGUUCACAGCUCACCAGCUGGAGGAGCUGGAGAAGGCUUUCAAUGAAGCUCACUACCCGGACGUCUAUGCCAGGGAGAUGCUGGCUGUGAAAACGGAGCUGCCGGAGGACAGGAUACAGGUUUGGUUUCAGAACCGAAGAGCCAAGUGGCGGAAGAGGGAGAAGUGCUGGGGCCGGAGCAGUGUGAUGGCUGAGUAUGGCCUCUAUGGGGCCAUGGUGAGACACUCCAUCCCUUUGCCUGAGUCAAUCAUCAACUCCGCCAAGAGUGGGCUGGUGGGAUCCUGCGCCCCGUGGCUGCUGGGCAUGCACAAAAAGUCCAUGGAGGUGAGCAGGAAGGUGGAGAGCCAGGAGAAGCCAGCAGAUGGCUGGCAAGAGGAGCAGACUGAGGAGGACUGCAAAGGGAAGCAGGCCAGUUCCCAGAGGAGCUCUGACAAGCUUGGCCCUGCAAACAAUUCGGAGGACACGGCCAUUGACCUUUCCAGGACAGCCAGACGCGAGAAGAGGAGCGUGCUGAGGCAGUGCAUCAAUGCGGACCCCCCCAUGGAGCAGGAGGACAGGGACCACUGAGCUUGGACUGCCCCUGGGGAGCCCAAGCCUUUCAGCUCCCUGAGAAGAUAAGAAUAUUUAUUGAUAUAUUUUUUUUCCUCAAAUAAUUGAACUUUUAUCUGAAUUCAGGGCAUUCUAAAACUGACACCCCCCCCCUCCGUCCCCUCACUUCUCAGCUGUUCACUUCUCAGCAGAGCAAAGAUGAAGCCAGGGUGGAGGGUGGGAGAGGAGUCCAAACAUAGCCAAAAGCGGUGUGAAAACAAUACUAUGUUUUGGGCAGCACGGACAGUCUCUUGGAAAGAGCUUCCCUUUCCCCCCGGGAUGUGAAUGCUUCCCCGGCCGUCUGGAAGCAUGAAGAGCAGCAAUGCAAUGGGAGAUGAUCCCUGCCCAAGCGCAUGGGUGCAAAGGGUGUAGGAGUUUACAGGCGCCUUUUUUGAGUACUUCCAUCCCUACACAGCACCCAUGUGGCAGCUUCCUCCGCUUGGAACAUGCAACUCUUCCACCUCAAGGAGCAGCAGGGUUUUUAAACAUGGUAGAGUCCAUCUUCCAGCUGGUAUAAGCUGACAGAUAUGUCAGUUCAUAUCUGCCGAGGAUUUGGCCUGCCAAUGCAGUCUUAUCACUGGAUUUACACUGUGUAGCUUCCUUAACUCUCAUUUGGGGGAAGGGGUAAAGACACUUUUAUUUAUGCAAUGAUUUUUGUACACGCUUGAAUGUUUUCUGCCAUACUAUGCAUAAUAGAACAGACCUUUUUGAAAACCAAGCCAUAGUACCCUGGAACAAUUAAACAAUUUUGUGAAUUGACAUAGCAGACUAUUUUGUAAGUGUCUGUAAAAGUGUAAUGUCAGAGCCAUUUCUUGGUGGUCUUAUUUAUGUCUAAAAGCACUUUAGUCUUUUUUUUUUCUGAAUGUAGCUCUUCCUGUUUUGUCCAUCACUUAUUUAUUACACAUCCAUAAAUAAAAUUGUGGUGUAUCUUUG